This is a messenger RNA of Myxocyprinus asiaticus (Chinese sucker), 2730 nucleotides long. It is a transcript of the gene mylk2, whose product is annotated as myosin light chain kinase 2. Lineage: Eukaryota; Metazoa; Chordata; Actinopteri; Cypriniformes; Catostomidae. Gene Ontology annotation, biological process: positive regulation of apoptotic process; protein phosphorylation; intracellular signal transduction. Gene Ontology annotation, molecular function: protein serine/threonine kinase activity; ATP binding. The transcript is spliced from 14 exons. Gene Ontology annotation, cellular component: cytoplasm; nucleus. Bases 132 to 2303 code for a protein of 723 amino acids. The record is from RefSeq and is a predicted model, not a curated record.
GGCUGGUACCUUGAGCUUCACAAAACACUAGACACCAAUCCCCUCACAGAAAGUAUAUACUUUACAGUGGGCUUCUCAGUUUGGAUAAACAACUUUACAGUUAUUUCCCUAGCACAACCUCCAGUUCAUGCAUGUCUGACAAGGGCUCAAUGAAAUGCCCUGUGGCUCCUUCUGACCCCACAACCCUGGGGGCCAAGGUUGAUGACCUGCUAUUCAAAGUAGACCAGCUCCUAACCAGGAGCUCCGAGAGAGGCUGCCCGAUGUGUGAGACCUGUGUGCAGCACAGCACCCUGCAAAAGACUCUGACCAAUCAGCUGUCAGCUCAGACCAAACUCCUGGAUUCUCUGGAGAGGAAAGUCCAGGAGAUGAGAACAGCCCUGGAGGAGCUGGCAUGUGGUAUACUGUUAGAAGUCAAAUUUCAGCAUGAAGCUAAAUUACAAAACAAAGGAGAAAGAGAAAUGUCUACUCUACAACCAAAACUGGACGGAUCACAACAUCACAAGAAAACACAGAAUAUGAAUCGGGUUGAAAAUAAGAAUAUUACACUAAACCAGAAUGACAUUAAGACACAGAGUGUUGCUCCUCCUGCAACAAUGAUGACUCAGAAGUUGGUCACCACUCCAAGCAUUGCCUCAACAAAGACAGAAGUCCAAGACGACAGGAAAGUGUCAACACCAAAGACAACGGUUGUGACUUUGUCCAACACUGUCGCUCUGAAAACGAUCAAAACAGAAAAUGCAACUGUUCUGCAAAAUUAUAUUGUACCAAAGACAACUGGACUGAUUGCUCCUACAGCAACAACAAUGGCUCCGAACUAUUCUCCCAAGAUGACUUUGUCGGAAGUCACUACAGAUUCAACACCAAGCCAUAAACCUCCCAAGCCAAGUCUGGUUUCACCUGUAACUAUUGCGCAGAGUUUUGGAAAAUCAACAGUAAAUACCACAACAACAAAAAUGGCAAAGUUAUUAGAUACAUUUUUACCACUAAGCCAUAAGUCACCAAAAACGAUGGGAUUGACUGUUACCACAGCAACAAAGGAAGCCUCCUCCCUCAGACAAGAGCACAGCUGCCCCAAUUCUUUGCAAAAAAUACAGGUCACUGGAGGAAAGGCAGAUUUGACCCACAUGGUAACAGCACCACUGGCAAAGAGAGGGACUGAAGCAGUCGGAGCUGUAAACCACAUAGCAGGUGGAAUACAGAUUAAAAUAAGCCCAGCAGGAGACAAGAAACAGGCUCAGAUGAAAAGCAAUAACCCUCCUAAAACCUGUUUCAAAAUUAUAGAUGAUAUUCCACCUCAACCUGCCCCUUUCGCUCACCGGUUUGUUUCGUUGAAGUCCAGCCCUCCGCCCUGUGAUGUCUUCAGUAUCCACACCAGAGAGGUGCUGGGAGGUGGCCGCUUUGGCAAGGUGCACAAGUGUACCGAAAAUAAGACCGGGAUGAGACUCGCUGCUAAGAUCAUCUAUACACGAAAUGCCAGAGAAAGGGACAUGGCACUGAAUGAGGUCCAGGUGAUGAAUCAGCUCAGUCAUCCCAAUGUCCUCCAACUCUACGAAGCUUUUGAGGUCAAGAAUCAAGUUGUGCUGAUCCUGGAGUAUCUGGAGGGGGGUGAGCUGUUUGAAAGAAUCGUGGAUGAGAGCUGUCCCCUGACUGAGGUGGAUGCCAUGGUAUUUGUGAAACAGAUCUGUGAGGGUGUCCAGUACAUGCACCAGAUGUAUGUUCUUCAUCUGGACCUCAAGCCAGAGAACAUCCUUCUUGUUAAUCGCUCUAGCAGUCAGGUGAAGAUCAUUGACUUUGGACUUGCCAGGAGGUACAAACCACGAGAGAAGCUCAAAGUGUCAUUUGGAACACCUGAAUUUUUAGCCCCAGAGGUGGUGAACUUCGAUUUUGUCUCCUUCCCUACAGAUAUGUGGACGUUAGGAGUUGUCACAUACAUGCUCUUAAGUGGCCUCUCUCCAUUUCUGGGUGAUGAUGACAGCCAGACCCUCAACAAUGUUCUCAUGGGCAACUGGUACUUUGAUGAGGAUGCCUUUGAACAUGUCUCUGCUGAGGCUCGGGACUUUGUCACCAACCUGCUGAUCAGAGAGAGAAGUGGUCGUCUAAGUGCUGCCCAGUGUCUCAAACACCCUUGGCUCAACAACAUCUUUGAGAAGGCAAAGAGCGCAAAUAUUGUGCUCAAAUCACAGGUUUUCCUCAAGAAGUACAUGGCCAGGCGAUUGUGGAAGAAAAAUUACAUAGCCAUUGCUGCGGCCAUGAGGUUUAAGAAGACUGGAAGUUCAGGUUCCCUGACCUCGAUUGGAAUCUGAGAGUGUUCUAACUCACUAUAGAGAGGUCCUACCGACUGUGCUCACUAUGUGUGCUUUUUAAAUCUGCAGAUCAUGCCUUUGUAAUUGCCAUUCUGCAUUGCCACUUUUCAUAUCUAAGCACUAACUGGCUGCCAUUUUAAUCAUAAAAACUUAUUUGGUUAAACGUAGAGCUUAGAAUAUGUAAUGGACAAGCAAACUGUAACAUGCGAUUUAUAUUUAUAUUCAAAAUGAAAAUGUUUCUUGUACUUGCUUUGUGCACCAUAAUGUUAAACAGUGGUGGUGUUGUGGUGUACAAAUAAAGGUUUUCUCAAGGGUACAAUUUUUUAUUUUUUUCACUUUUGUCUUUGUCAGUUAUUCUGGCAGAAUAUUUCAUCCAAAACAGUGAUGGGAAGGAAUUAAAUGAUUGAUAAGAAAAAUUGUCUUGCAU